CGUCCUUACCAUCUUUCGAUUACUCUUCUCCUUUGCCUAGAGCUAUUACAUAACCUCCAACACCACACCACAACAACACACUCAGCCAGCAUGCCCCGAUCCUCUCGAUCUUCUGCCCGUCCCUCAGCUCCCUCCCACUCCUCUGCCUCCCAGACCCGAGGCGCCCACACCGCCGCUUACCCUGCUCAACAUGCUCCUGCCCCACCUCAAACCGCUCACGUCCAGCAACAACGUCAGCCCGGUCUUCUCGCCCAAGCGGCGUCUACCAUGGGUGGCGCUGUCGCCGGUUCCGUCGUCGGACACGGUAUCUCCAACAUGAUCUUCGGUGGAAGUGGACACCAGGCUGCGCCUGCACCUGCUGCCGAGCAGGCUCCUGUGAACCAGCAGCAAUUUGGCGCCAGCUGUGAUAUCCAGGCCAAGGACUUCACCAAGUGCCUCGAGGCUACCAAUGGUGACAUGCAAUCUUGUGGCUAUUACCUCGAAGCUCUCAAGGCCUGCCAGGCUGCCGCUCGUCCUUAUUAAGGAGUCUUGGUAGCAGAGAAAGCCGGACUGAAGGGGGUCGAAGAAGAUGACCGGCAGUAAUGGCAAUUGCAUUUUUUUUUGGUCUUAACUAGCAUGAUAUGCAUUUAUUCACCUGGA
This is a messenger RNA of Cryptococcus deneoformans JEC21, 639 nucleotides long. RefSeq lists its product as hypothetical. The record is from RefSeq and is a predicted model, not a curated record. The transcript has 4 exons. Lineage: Eukaryota; Fungi; Basidiomycota; Tremellomycetes; Tremellales; Cryptococcaceae. Gene Ontology annotation, biological process: mitochondrion organization. The coding region runs from base 91 to 522 and encodes 143 amino acids. Gene Ontology annotation, cellular component: nucleus; mitochondrion.